Oncorhynchus nerka (sockeye salmon) is the source of this 333-nucleotide messenger RNA. RefSeq names its product atrophin-1-like. The transcript is spliced from 5 exons. The record is from RefSeq and is a predicted model, not a curated record. Lineage: Eukaryota; Metazoa; Chordata; Actinopteri; Salmoniformes; Salmonidae. The coding region runs from base 1 to 333 and encodes 110 amino acids.
AUGCAUUAUCUGAAUCACACAGACUCCAACACACCACCCUGUGCUCCAUUUGGACCCUGGCCUCAGAAUUUGAUUUAUUGCAAGCUUAGUAGGGAGCAUGGUCAUAAGGCUAUAUACUGUAGGUAUGUGAGAGAGAGCAAGUGGAAGAACAAGGGAGGGAGAGAGAGAGAGAGAGAAGAAGAGGAAGAGAAAAAGAGAGAGCGAGAGGAAGAGGAAGAGAAACCCCCAGCCCCCCCACCCUCCUUAAUUACCUCCAUACCUCCAUCCCUCCAGCCCUCCAUCCCUCCAUGCCUCCAUACCUCCGACCCUCCCAUCCCUGUACUGAGCCCCUGA